GACUCCCUAAACAUUCAAAUGAUUUUCUGGCGAUAUCCCGUCACCGUUUCAGACAAUGGCUGAUACGAUUGCGAAAUUCCGAGAUAUUUUUGGUCAGAUAGAUUCGUGUUCCCCUCUUACAGAUUCGAUAGUUCAGACCUAUCUUUAUGAGGCAGAAGGAAGAUCCCCUCCUGCAGGGCUACAUAUUUGGAAAGGUAUCUCCCAAAGCUUGUGGACACACACAAGGUAGGAAAGUGGUGUCAAGAGAGGAGGCAGUGAUGAGGAUAAAAGCAGCUGUGGAUGCAAGGAAGGAGAGUGGAUCUGACAUUGUGAUUGUGGCCAGGAGUGACUCUCAUCAAGCUGAUUCUAUGCAAGAAUCAUUAUGGAGGGGGAAAGAUGCCCAUACUAAGUCCAAAGUAUUGGAUAUUAUCCACUUUCCUUGCUUGGGGUGCCUAUCCGAGCAAUGCAGCUGUUACAGGAGCACUAAUAAAUCUAGGACAAGCAUCUGUCCACAAAUCAACCCUAAGGAACUAGUAACAGACUUUGCUAGUGCGUGGGCCACACCAUUCGCAACACGCGGAAUGGCACAACAAGAACCACCACCAACAGCAGCUAAGAGAGAAAUAAUCUCCUCAACAAUCGGUUUAUACAUAAAAAUAGAAUUUGGAAAAGUAAUCCAAGAAUUAACAACAGAAGAAUCCGUCUCCACUCUCACCAACUUGUAGCCCAGCAUGGACGCCCACCGCAACUCAACACGCAUAGCCAAAAGCUCAGCUAUCGCAACCUGAAACUCCCCAACCCCACCCACCGCCCAGGCCACCCACACCUCACCAUCCCCACCUCGAACGACCCCCCCAAACCCAGCAAACCCCCUACCCAGAGUAACCGCCGCAUCAACAGACAACUCAAACUCGCCUCGCAAAGGAGGACACCAUCUACGAGGCACGACCGAACCACCAGCAACCCCACUCCUCAAUACAGCCCCCUCAACCCCCACACCAGCCCCUUGAAAUUCAACCAAUGCCUCGUGCGCAAGCUCGACAAUCCCACACAACUGCGAUUGUUUUUGUCCGAACAAGACAGAAUUACUAUCAUACCACACCCACCACCACACCCUUAAAAUCAACUCAAACUCCUCCUUGCUACAUCGAAAAACGCUACUAGUUACAUGACUAAAAUUGACAUAUUUCUUAGCAAUCGUUGAUUCCACAUCAAAAUAUUCAUAUUAAAAAAUAAUAACCAAAUAUUUUGGUUAUUACAUUAGAAAAUAUAUUACACAAUCAGCCUUUACUCUUUAGUAAGAAUAAUAAGCCUAAGCCCAAUCCCAAAGUAAGCUAAAGUUCAAAUGGUAAUAUUCUUGGACUUCACUUUGGCGACUAUAGAUUCAAAUGUUUAUGCUAUUAAUUCUCUAACUAUUACUCAAGUGUAUCUCAACAAACCAUGUGUCAAGCCUAUGUAUUCUUCUUAUUCAACUCUAAUCUCACUUAAUGCCACAUGUAUAAGACCACUCCAAGAAACACUUAUCUCUAAUUUAAAAAUUGAUUACUACUACUACUGCUCAAUAUUAUCAUUAA
Messenger RNA from Cannabis sativa, 1553 nucleotides. RefSeq lists its product as uncharacterized. The record is from RefSeq and is a predicted model, not a curated record. The transcript has 5 exons. NCBI's taxonomy places the organism in Eukaryota, Viridiplantae, Streptophyta, Magnoliopsida, Rosales, Cannabaceae. The coding region runs from base 147 to 704 and encodes 185 amino acids. Gene Ontology annotation, molecular function: catalytic activity.